Messenger RNA from Talaromyces amestolkiae, 1533 nucleotides. RefSeq lists its product as uncharacterized. The coding region runs from base 1 to 1533 and encodes 510 amino acids. The transcript has 5 exons. The record is from RefSeq and is a predicted model, not a curated record. Gene Ontology annotation, biological process: mycotoxin biosynthetic process. NCBI's taxonomy places the organism in Eukaryota, Fungi, Ascomycota, Eurotiomycetes, Eurotiales, Trichocomaceae. Gene Ontology annotation, molecular function: acetyltransferase activity.
AUGGCAGCCCCCCAGUUGCCCCCCAUCCCUCCCCUUGUCCCAGCCGAACACGACUGGCAAACCUCCUCCACCGACUCUACAAUCCACCAACGCCGCGCGAUAGGCGCCGAAAACAUCGUCGGUCUGGAAAAGAGCAAUGCCGCCGGCGCCAACGACCUGUAUCUGAUUUCCAGCGUGCAAUUCGCCGACUCAAAUCUCACACUUUCCAAGCUGAAAGGAAAAGUUGAGCGUGCACUUGUGAAACAUCGCUAUGAACAUCCUGAGAUCGCUCAGACCGGUCUGUGGGAAGAAGGGCAGCUCUCGGCGCUGAUUCAGUACAAGCCUCUCACAAGUAAUGAAGAGGCUCUUACCUGGGCCAAGGGCAUUGUGCACGUUAGAGCUGGAAAGGAGACGGGUCUCGAAAUCAGAACGGAGCAUGAAAUCAAGCGGUUCCAGGAGAAGACUGGCUCCGCCAAAGCUGUCGUUGUCGACAUCGUUGCACCAGUUGAUGGGCUUGACGCACCGCUCGGAUCGACCAAUGUUGAAUUCGUGUUCCACUCUAAUCAUCUUUAUUUUGAUGGUAUUAGCAAACGUAUCUUUGUGGGCGACUUUUUCCGUUAUUUGGCGGAUACAGAUGACGAGUUGCCAGACCUCAAAUGGGGAGAGGAAGUGAAGAAUCUGGGUGCGCCGGUGUUGAGUUUGUUGAAGGAUGGGACUCCGACGUCUGGACCGGAGUUUGAUGGCACUUUUGGACAGUACGCUGGCGGUGCUAUGAGAGCUAUGAACAACUACGGCCUCGACCCCAAGGUUGGCUACGGUCUUCCACGAGUCAUUUUCCACACUUUCACAACAGCCGAAAGCGACGCAAUUUAUAAGUCUGUCAAAUCCAAGGUUGACCCCAAAGCAUCUCCAGCACACCUCGGUCACGCAGCCGUGCUACUUGCUCUACUCAAGGCGAAACCUACCACAGCAGAGACACCAGACAGCCAGGUGUACAUGUCCUCGUCGCCCGUAAACGGACGCCGGUUCUUGCAAGACGCAAAACUCGGCAAGACCUAUUAUCCGCUCGUACAGGCCAGUUGCCCAGUCACUUUUGAGAAUAUCAAGCAAUACAACCUCGUCGAUGCGGACAAGGAGACUAUCAAGAAGUAUUUGACGCAAGCUAGCAAAGUGGCGCAGGAUAGUUAUGAUGUCUGGCUCAAGAAUCCCUUGACUCUGCCGGUUGCUAUAUCGUUUCACGCACUUGUGACUAUGUUGAUUGCUUCGGGACAAGUUCCUGAGACCGGUCUCACUGCUCCGCUGUACACAAGCGACGGCGUAAACGAGACGUAUAUCGACCGCGAAAUCAGCGACAAGAGCGGCAACGUCGCCAUCACUGUCAACACCGUCCGGUUCUUCUUAAACCAGUACAUGCCAUUCUUGUCCAUCCGCCUCGACAGCUUCCGCGGCCGCUCCGAGCUCUCGCUCAGCUACAACGACGGCCAAUACACCGAGGAAGAAGCGUCCGCCUUUUUGAAGGAUAUCGCCUUUUUCAUGCUCCAAUUCAUCGAAUAA